This is a messenger RNA of Dimorphilus gyrociliatus, 6863 nucleotides long. The record is from the annotation of a GenBank genome assembly. NCBI's taxonomy places the organism in Eukaryota, Metazoa, Annelida, Polychaeta, Dinophilidae.
AGACCACUGAUCGAUAAUUAGUGGAUCCGCCUGAUUAGUGUAAAGAAACCAAAUAUUCUUUCUUGUUCAAGUUGAAAAGUAGACACCAGCCAUUGAACCACAAGGCUUGUUUAAUUUAAAUGCCUUUAUAUAUUAUAAAACAGCAAUUGUAAUAAUUGCAUUAUUGGAUUAUCUGGAUAACUAAGGCAUAUGUGAUAAUGGCUAGCCUGGAAAAAUUAGUUAAAAGUUUAGAUGCUCUAAAGGCUUACCAUCCAGAUACACUUUCUGAAGAAGUCAAGAAAAAAGAUAAUGUUGCAAUCAGGAAAGAGAAAAAGACAAAUUGCAAUAUUGCAGCUGAUUGUAUUUCUGCAAAUGCUUUAAGAAAUGUAUCAGAUUUCAAUAAUUUCCUGGGUUUAACGAUAGAAGUGUUGCUAUUUUUGUGUGAUGAUCCGGACCCAGAUGUCAGAACAGUAGCUGACGAAUGUUUGAAUAGAACAAUCAAGGCGCUGCUGGAAAGCUCUGUUAAUCGUAUUCAUCUGGAACUUUUCAAAGAGAUUAAAAAGAAUGGGCCCUCUAGAACCCUACGAGCAGCGCUAUGUCGUUUUACAGAGAUGGUACAUCUCAUUAGAAUACAAAAACGACGGGCCUACGUUAUGAAUCUUGUUCAAACUAUUGUCAAAUUGUGUACUCGGGCUGAAGAGGCUGUUCAAGAAUGCCUUGGGCAGUGCAUGCAAAAGCUGUGUCCGGUUUUGCUAUCCUAUGCUAACGAUGCAGAAAUUAAGGCACUUUUAAAGAGUUUUAUGAGUAAUUUAAAUAGUAAAUCAGCCACCAGUAGGAGAACGGCUGCGUCUUCUCUUGCUCUCAUUUGUCAGUAUGCUCGAAGACCUUUACUAUUUACCGCUUGGCUUCUUGACUCUCUUUUAGAUCUGGUGUUACCUAUUUCACCUAUAUUGAGUAAUGAACCAUCUGAUUCCCCAAUUCUACUGGGCGUUCUAUUAUCUCUUAAGAAUCUACUACCACAGAUAAGUGAACAGGAAAGUAGUUACGAGAGCGUAAAGGGAAGUUUCGGUGUUUUGAAAAAAGAAGAAGUUAUAUCGAUAAAAGUGGAAAAGCUUUUGCAAGUUUUUGAAUUUGGAGUGCAUUUAUUAUCACAUUUCGACCAUAAUGUAAUAAAUGCAUCAUUGGAUGCACUUCAAACGCUUUUAAGAAAUUGUCCUAAAAAGUUGGCAGACCUUCUACUAACAUCCGGAGCAGCUUCUGAAACGCAUAUAUUUUCUGGUGAUAAAAUUUUUGAGCAAGCUACUAAAGGAGAUACAAUUCAAGAAACAAAUUUUAGGUUGUCAUCCUUGGCUGAUGUCUCAAGCUUAACCGAUGAGCCAAUUGAAACGCAUACUCGACUUGCGGAGACGGGAGAUAAUUCGACAAGUGAAGAAAGCGAGCCAGAAGUCUUUCCAUCAGAUGGACAAGACGAAGCUGGUAAUUCAGAGGUUGCGGACCGGAGUAUAUCGAAUUCGAGCUCAGAAGAAAAGUUAUCAGAAAGUCUUCCCAAUUUGAGUAUCAAAACUCCUGAUAAUGGUGAUAUUAACAAUUCAACUGAGAAGGAAGAUGCAUCCUUAAUGGAUACGAGUAAAGAUUAUUCUUCUAAAAAUGGAGAUAUAGGAAAUUUAUCAGAUAAAUCGAGUAUAGCCCUACUAUACUUUGUUAGGUUGUUGUCUUCCAAAUUUCUUUUAACUGGCUAUAAGAAUGGUUUGAUUCCUGACAAUGCAGUCAGAGUCAGCGUUAAAGCUCUAGCGUUGUCUUGCUUGUCAGCUGCCUCGUCAAUCAGUCCUAAAAUUCUCUUUGAUACAUUAUUUAUUGAGAAACUUGAAGAUGAUCCUCAGAUGAUUUUGGAGGUUAUUUUCUAUUCUAGUCACUCAGACCCUCAAUUAAAGGGUAAUGUAUCGUUGUUGAUUGGAAGUCUAUUGGAGAAUGUUCUCUUUCUGUGCGACGAUAACGUAAUAGAAGACUAUAUAGAAAAAACAUACGGUCUCGGACGUCCAACGAUAAGAGAACUUUGUAAUCAUCUGAUAAAGAUAGUUAAAGAUGAUUCAGCCGUUGCAGCGAAAUUGGCUAUAAGCAGUAUUCGGAAAUUUUUGCCAACAAUGCUUAAUAUGCCGUUAAUGUGGGAGUCUGUCCAAAUUCUUAUGUCAUUACUACAAGUUGCGGAUAAUCCAUACUGGCUUGUUAAAGUUGAACUCUUAGAACUAAUAGGAGAGUUAAAUUUUCGUAUCGUUAGCUAUAUGGAAAAGCGUUUCUCAGAUACAGAAGAAAGUAAAAAAUUAACUAAUAAGCCAUUAAACAUUCAAGAAGUAAUUUUGAACAAAAUCCUAUUGAAACUACUCAAUGAUUCAGAUAAUCGAAUUCGCACUGCAGCUGCUUCUUCUCUUAUGAAGUGUUUACCAACUCUUUAUUAUUCUAAUAACCUACUGCAAAUGGAUGAAGUUGUCACGGAAACUAGAUAUAAAGUAACUAGAUAUCUGGAUCCAAUAUUUCACGAAUGGUCACAGCCCCCAACACCUAUUGUUUAUGGUUUGGCUUCCCCUUUCUAUAAUCUUAAAGGAUAUUUCUCAGGAGAUGAAGCAAUCGAAGAAAAUCUGUCACGUAUUAUUUCCACUUUAUUAUAUAAACUAUCUAGUACUAAUUCAAAACAUUCUAAGGCUGGUUGUAUAUCGGCACUCGUACAAAUUAUUCAAGUAUAUCCCGCUACUGCUUAUCCAACCCCAUGGGGUUGUGGUGUAAGCAAUUCUAGUUUCAAAUCUCAGAAUAACUCUGAAGUUGAAAAUGAUAAUACAAGUGGUGGUGGCACUCUUCAAACUCUUCUUUCUUUUAUAACAGCUACAUCAAUUACAUUCGAUUUAUCGGUUCAUCAGGAAAUUCUUACUCUAAUUGGUGAAUUAUACUGCGGUGAAACGUAUAAAUGUUUAAGAAGUGUACCGGAAAACGAUAAAGAUAAACAGCAAUGGAGCAUGUUAAAUGAUAGACGGCUUUCAACCUUCUCAGAGCAGCUUCUACUGCAUAUACUCAGACUGUUAAACAUAUUUUAUCACGUGAUUGAAGAAUGUCCGCCGAUAGCUCCAAAGACAACCCUAAGCGCUCCAUCUUUAUCACCUAUCAAGAAAAAAGCAAAAGGGCUUAAAGACGAAGCUUUAGCUGGCGUUAUUAAAGACGGAGAGAAGGAAAAAGCGAAAGAAAAAGAGCUAGAGAAAAGUCCACCAAGUAAAACUGAAAAGAUUGGUUCUUUUCAUAAUAUAAUACAUUACAUGAAACUUUAUGAUGUUUUAAAUGCAACAUACAAUAGCUAUAAGGUAGGCCUUUUAAAAGAUAAAAAAGUUUAUUCGUUGUCAGCUAGUCUCACAUCGGAAGAUCGAUUUAUUACUUUUAUGACAUCAACUUUAACCGUUUUAAGUCAAUUAUUAGAAAUUGCAUCUCUGAAGGAAGUUGGAAAGUUAACUGAGGAAAUUUUGAAUUAUUUAAGAGUUGUCAGUAACUUUGAUGCGUGCAAUAGCAUUUACUGCGUUCAACAGGUUAUAAAAGAAGAAAAGGAUUUGACGGAAGAACUUUCAUUAGAAGUAAAUAGUUCAACGAACUGCCCAAUUAUUAGCGUUAUUGACAGUCCCUGUUCUGAUGUUUUGAACGAAUUAACAACUGUAUAUCGUAGGGAGGACGAAAUCCCAUCCAAUAUGAAUGAAAUAUGUGAUGAAGUAUUUAAAUUUAUUGAAUCUGAUUUAAAUAAUAUAGAAGAAAGCUCAGCAAGAGAUAGCGAAUCAUCAACCGUAGAUGUCGAAACAGUAGAUAGCGGGAAAAGUGGACUUGAAGAUAAUCUUGGAUGUGAAUUAAGCGGUAGUAUAAAUAAGCAAAUUAAUAAUUGCGAAGCAAAAGUAAAAAGGAGAAGAAAAAAGAAAAAAGCCGUUAUCGAAAUUACACAAGAUCAAAUGUGCUUUAACAACGCUAAAGUACCAGACGCUGCGUACUCACUACCAUUUGACGACAUACAAUAUAUUGAUUCCUCAGGAUUUUCAACAUCUAUUCUAGCCCAAAUGCUGCGAGACGAUUCUUUGUCGUCAACAGCUUGUGACGCAGCUGAAUCGUUGAUGAACGCUAGCUCGGCACUUUUUGAUGGCACAGAUAAUUUAAAUGAAACGACAUCUCCACCUAUAACUCCUAAAAAAUGUUUGGAUGAAAAUUCACCAAAAAUACAAAGCGUUUCGGAAGGAUGGAAGUGGCACGAUAGAAUGAAAGAGGCUAGAACAAAAAGAGAUAGAAUUCGUAGGUCGAACGUUCUAGAUCCGAAAGCUGUAAAGAUGAUGUCCGAUUGGUAUAAUAAAAAUGCGGCUCAUCCAUAUCCAUCUAAUGAACAAAAGCUUAAAUUUGCGAGUGAAGGGGGAGUUACUUUAAACCAAUUAUUGAAAGCAUUGUUUGGUACAAACUUAUCGUCUCAAUGGGAUUCAUCGAAUUUCAAUUCGGACGUUGCAAACAAAGGAGGCCCUGGAAAGGCAACUCGCCUUAUUGCUCCAUCCGGCUUUUACAUGGGACUAUAUCAUUCCUGCUUCACCGCCCCUUAUACUCAAUUUACUCAAUCGCUUGCAUCCGUUACUCUAAGAACAGGGAUGCCAAGUGAACAUUCGGAUUCUUCUAGUCUUUUAUCCUGGUUAAAGAAAAAGUCAGAAAAGAGAUUACCAUCGACAUUGAAAUCUGAUAGCAAAACAUCCGACAGAGCAUUUGUAUCUUCUUACAUCAGACUAUUUGAAACGUCCGUUAUAAAAGCGCUGAAGCUCUAUACAACGACAUCUUCCUUGCCUUUACAAAAACAGGUUCUAAAUCUACUCUCUCAAUUAGUUCAAUUAAGAGUAAAUUAUUGCUUGCUUGACUCUGAUCAAGUUUUUGUUGGUUUUGUUGUGAAGCAAGUUGAAAAUUUUGAAGAGCAACAGUGCGAUGGGAUUGAAAAUUUCCUUCCACAUCUUUUAUAUUUUCUAGUGCUACUUUCCUACGAAAAAUAUCAUUCAAAGCCUAUUAUAGCCGUUCCUAAAAUUAUUCAAUUAUGCGAUGGAAUCAUGGCUAGUGCCGAUCAUAGACAUUUGCCACCAGCCCUGCAGCCCGUAGUUAAUGAUCUGUUUAUCUCAAGGUCCUUGAAUAAAGCGGACAGUGGAAAAGACUUAGAUACUCAGAGAGAAGUUGUUGUAUCAAUGCUACUUCGUUUAUUGAACAAUUACGAAGCUCUCGAAUUACUUGGUAUAGUAUUGCAAGCUAGUCGUAGGGAAACAGAAGAAAAAUGGAAACGAUUAUCAAGACAAGUUGUCGAUGCUAUUUUACCUUUACUACAAAAUCACCAAGUGCCUAUCCGCAAUCAAAUGCAAUUAGACGUUCUUCACCGUCUAUUCGAAGCUGUUGCUCCAGCCGUCCUGAGGCCCACAGAUAUAUUAUUAAGAUAUCUCUUCGCUAAACCAAGUUCAUUGAAAUCAACGGAAUCUUUAGAGUCAUGGAUGAGUUUGGUAUUAAUAAUACUAAGAGUAUUUCUAUCGCAAAGCAAGGAAGAUAUGAUACUAUCACGAAUACACGAAAUGCAAUUAACUAUUCCAAUAUUAAAAACAAAUUCGGAAAAUCAACAAAUUUUUCCAGCAGCAAUAACAUUUACAAGAUUUAUUCUACAAACUUUUGGUAUUGUUGUAGAAUAUUUGAAUAAAUCUAAUAAAGAUUUAUUAACAAAGAAAUUGGACGUAACUAAGAAGAGUGAGCAAGUAAAUUUUAUUCUGGACAAUAAUAUUACAGAUUUAAUUGAUAUGUCUCAAGAACCACCAAUACAAGAUUUAAUAAGCAAAAUACAAGAGAAAUCAGAUCAAUCGUUAGUUUUUAUACAAACUAUAAAUGAUAAGUGCGAAAGUCUGUGUGAGGAAGCUGAAAGAGUUUACGAUUGUUUGAAGUGCUUAAGGUGUGCUCAUCAAGAACAAACCGCUCCUCUUUUACGACUUAUCAUUACGCGUAUUCUUCCGCAACGUCAUUUAAUGGCUGUUGGUCGAUUCGCCGAUAACGUCGCCUGUCAAAGAACCGAAGUUCUUUUAGCAGCUAUAGCUCAGGGGAAAAUUGAUCAACCACCCUUAGAAGACAUUGAAAAAUUGUUAAGUUUUAUGGAAGAGCGUGGUCUAUUGAAACGAUACGCUCGGCUAGCUACUCUCUUAUCAAAGUUAAUAAUAGGGAAUUCAAACAAAGCUAAGCAAUAUUUAACUGAAUCGAAAUCGCAGCAUCCUUUAAAUACUGUGGGAAAAUUAACUCAAAAUUCCAUUGUCGAUAAAAACUUGGUUAUAUCAAUUGUUCAAUACGAGUGUUCGAAAAGAAUGCCUAACUUCAGAGAUUGCGCCCAAAUGUUAUCUUGUUUGGAAUACGCCGACAUUGUAAACAUCCUCAUGUCCUCAUCCACUCAUCAGUCCAUAAUAGGGGAAUGUUUAAAAACGGGGGCGGAACUAUCAUUAGCCUCCUAUGACGAAAAUUGUUUGCUUGGUGGGAAAAAAAAUUAUUCAGGCGAUGAAAGUCUCGUUCCUUUGUUCAGGGCUGCCGAACUCUGUUUAAUACGUAAGAUUAGUGAGGUGGUCAGCGACCUUCCGGCCCCCCACGAAGUUCUUAUGUGGGAUGAGGAUGAGAAAAUAUCUCCUCUAUCACCAAGGGGUAAACAAUACCGUGAUAAACUUUUGGAAAAGUUUAGUGAUAGUCAUUGGUUACAAGGGUGCAGGAGGCUAGCCGGAGCUCUAUUGGAAUACUUAAGCGUUAUUCCGUCGCUUCCAUGGCAAGCUUCCGACGACAAUCUACGCGACGCGACAAGAUUCUGCGUGCUCGGAUUUGAGGUAUGUGUUUAG